UCUUGCUAGUCUUUUACCGAAAGCCAGAAAAGAAGAAAUACUUGACAGAUCACGCAUGUUUCUUCAAGCUGACAUAGUGGGACACGAUGUAGCGUCCUGUGAAAUGUUGUUCAUUCCCGUAUGCGAGAAUAACCAUUGGCACCUUCAUGUGCUGAACAUUCCGGCUGGCCGUAUCGAGAUCCUUUCUAGUCUGCCACUACGAAGAGGGAACUACAUUAGUGCUUCCACUAGGCGAUUAUCAAUGGCUUUGGAGAGAGCAUUGCAUGCACAUGGAAUUCAUGUGAAUGUGGAGGUUUCAAAAUUGGUCCAUGUACAGCCAGAUCUAGUGCAACAAAAAAAUGGGUAUGACUGUGGUAUUUUUGCACUCAAGUACAUGGAAUAUUGGAAUGGGGCUACCUUAACACAAGCAGUUGCAGAGGAGAAAAUGCAUGUUUACAGGUUGCAAAUGGUUGUGACAUUGCUCCUUAAUGAAGCCAACAAUGUUAGGGGAAAUAUUAUACAGGCAUGUGGAUUGUGAGAGGUUAUCG
Messenger RNA from Vitis vinifera (wine grape), 527 nucleotides. RefSeq names its product putative ubiquitin-like-specific protease 1B. Gene Ontology annotation, cellular component: nucleus. Gene Ontology annotation, biological process: protein desumoylation. The transcript has 4 exons. NCBI's taxonomy places the organism in Eukaryota, Viridiplantae, Streptophyta, Magnoliopsida, Vitales, Vitaceae. The coding region runs from base 56 to 517 and encodes 153 amino acids. Gene Ontology annotation, molecular function: deSUMOylase activity. The record is from RefSeq and is a predicted model, not a curated record.